GAGCUGGCGGGAUGUAAACUUUAUCAACUGCAUUAGACUUUCCUUAAAAACUAAAAUGUUGUGUAGAACCGUAUUUGUGUAAUAGAUAUGUGACAUGUUGUGCAUCCGUCAGUCAGUGUCUAAAUUUGUGUGGGUGUAGUGCGCCCGCAUUGCGUUUGCGAACACAUGUUCCUGUGCAAAUCGUGUUGAUCAUGAGAUGACACACGAGCAUGUUAAGUUUGUCAACAACCUUUCGAGACACCCUGUAUAUUCAAUUCCAAUUCCUAAUAAUUACAAAGCAAGUUUUUCGCACAUUUAUAUCUUUAUUUACGACCUUGUUUCGUUCAAUGUUGUUACAACCCGCUUCCUGUUUAAAGGUGUCUGGAGGCGAAACGAUGUGUGAGUAUGCCCAGUGUCUCUCUAACUUCGUCCAGCAGCACUUCUCUACAACAUCGAUCCCGCCUACUACGUCUGCAGGACAGACGAUUCAGGCAUAGGUUCCCGGAAGUGCCGCAGGAUGAGAAACUCCUCAACUACUUUUCAUGUGCACUUGUGUCUGACAUCCUUCUACAAGGGCAUCUGUUCAUCACUCAAAACUACUUCGCUUUCUACUCAAACAUAUUCGGACAUAAAACUAAGAUAUUAAUAAAUGUGUCUGAUGUUGUGAAAGUUACGAAAGAGAAAAUAGCAAAAUUCAUACCCAAUGCCGUCGGCGUCUACACGGAUUCCGAAAAGUACGUGUUCGGAUCUAUGCUGUCUAGGGAUUCAGCAUUUAGAAUCAUACAACAGACAUGGAUCCAAUCUACGGACCCGGGAUUGGGCCUACCGGACGACAGCGACAGUGAAGUUUCGCCUGCAAUAAUGCUGUUGGCGGACGAAGAUUCCUCAGUGAGCAGCGGCCUCUCCAGCCACCUGUUGACCGAUGAGAUGCCGGCAUCCGCAUCGGACCCUGCUGCCACGCCGGAAGUGGAGGCCCUCGGACGGAUGGGGGAGAUGCCGCCCACUUUCAUAAAAUCUCCAGCUCCGUCAAAGCCCUUACCAUCGCGAUGCAAGCUAGAUUAUUUCAAAGGUUAUGUUUAUAAAGUUGAGGAUAUGGUUAAAGAGCUCUCUCAGCUUUCACGUAUAUCACUAAUAUUUAUGUUUUCCACGUUUCUUCUCGUCCUGUUAUUUUUGUCUACUGCUGUACUUUUAUAUAGAAUUCACUUGCUCCACCAAAAGCUUUUAGCCAAAGACGAAGUUUUCGUUAGCAACAUUCCAAGACUAGGUGAAUUUUCUGACAUAGUGCCAUCAGAAUUUUCCAUAGUAGUCUCUAAUUUAGAAGAAAGGAUUAGAAGUUUAGCAGAGGUAAGAAUAACACUAGAGAAGUUGUUAGCAAUGGCAAGCAAAUUCCAAGUGCCUAAUAGAUAAAGGUGUAACAUCAAAGGUUUGAAUUAUGUGUCCAAAGAACUUUUAAGAGCAAGUUUCAAGAUCGUGUGAAAUUUGAAGAGGUGCCUAAGGACUCCAUUUUUAUAACUUACGGCUAAAAAGUAUCAAGUUCUUGCUCAAAAAUGUAUAUAGACUGUCAACUUCCGGUGCACAAGUGCCAUCAAUUUCAAAGGAAAUUUAGGGCAUGCAGCAAUGAUAUACCACAAAUAAGCAGGACUUAGAGUGGAAAUAUUUGUUGGGUGUUAUUUUAAUUUGUAUGCUUUAAAAACCAAGCUUCACUCGUGAGCAUAUAUGUGAUGACAAUGUUUUAUGCAUUAUAAAUAUCAACACAGAUAAAGCAUUGAAAAGAAAACAUUUUUAGUUUUUUGGUAAAUAAUUUUAAAAUCUAUCAAGUAUUUUUAGUGCAAUAUCAUUUAAAUGUUUUGUUUCAUUCAAAUGUACAAGCUUGAAAAUUUAUAUUUAUUAAAUCUACAGUUAAAAUGAAUUAUUACUAUACCAGAAACAUUAAUUAGGUGAAUGAGAACAAAAUGAAGAGUAUGAGAUUUUAGAAAAUGUUAUCAUUGUGAUAAACUGGAAAAUUGAUAACAGCUCUAAGAAAUAAAUUACAAGAUAAAUAUCAAGAGAAUGAGCACAUUUAGAUUUGAUUAUAGUUAAUAUCUUAGCAUUGUAAGGCUAGCAGAUAUUUAAUUUCAAACAGCAAAAAAAAAAAGUGCACUUAGUGAAAAUCUCAAGCUUGCUUUUAUCUUAACUGUGUUAUUAAAGUUUAUAUAUUUAUUUAAAAUAUUGAAAUUAUAAAUAAAGUCCCUUUAACCAUGAACACUAGUAGAUGUCAGUUUGCAUGCAUGGGCUUUUUUGAAUGUCUACAACUUACAUUACACAUUUUUGUUGUACACAAUACCGCAAACAUAAAAGCAUGAAGAACAUUUCAGUUUAGAAACAACUUCAAGUUGAUAUAAGAAAAACAAACCUUUGCUUUUUCUUUUUCUUCUAAAUUGCUCUCUCUAUAUAUAUAUAUAUAUUUUCAUGCAUUUUUAAUGUUUUAACAUACACAUAAGGGGAGGAGGAGGAAUAAAACCUUAAAAAACCCAUUGUGGCAAUUAAAACAAAUACUGCAUUAGAGGGGUUGUACAUUUCUUUCUUUUUACUUGCACAUAUGAAUUUACAAGGGGGAAAACCUUUUUUCUUUUUGGAAUGAUUAAAUUUUCUCUACAACUCAUAUUUGAUAAUUAAUUAGUUUUAAAUUAUUCUUUGAAUACAUAACUUCACGUUUUUUUGCACUGAAAAGGGUGUUCCUUGUAACCCCUCUCCAACACAUUUGCAUUUUUUUUAAAACCGUUGCUGUACAUUUCUGUUAUAUUUAACUCUUCUCCCCAUGUUUUAGUAAAAACUACGUAAAUGCAUUUGAUAAAUGCCGGGAGAAGUAUUGUUAUUACAGAAUCCAGUAAAAUGAUUUUGCCACUUGAUGCAGUCAAGUUAGUCAUAAAUCCACAAAAUGCGAUU
Uloborus diversus is the source of this 2904-nucleotide messenger RNA. RefSeq names its product GRAM domain-containing protein 2B-like. The record is from RefSeq and is a predicted model, not a curated record. The coding region runs from base 385 to 1386 and encodes 333 amino acids. Gene Ontology annotation, biological process: intracellular sterol transport. The transcript has 12 exons. Lineage: Eukaryota; Metazoa; Arthropoda; Arachnida; Araneae; Uloboridae. Gene Ontology annotation, cellular component: endoplasmic reticulum-plasma membrane contact site; plasma membrane; endoplasmic reticulum membrane. Gene Ontology annotation, molecular function: sterol binding; sterol transfer activity.